Messenger RNA from Spirodela intermedia, 6468 nucleotides. The record is from the annotation of a GenBank genome assembly. NCBI's taxonomy places the organism in Eukaryota, Viridiplantae, Streptophyta, Magnoliopsida, Alismatales, Araceae.
AUGCAAGAGGAGGAAGACAACGAAGAUGGUCACAAUGUAGUCGGUGAGGACCAAAGGCUGUUGGGGGAUUACGAGUUAAGGGUUAAUGAAGCCCCUGAAGGUGUAAAUGUUGGCCCGGGAAGCGGGUCUGAGAACCCAGCUCGUCAGGAUGAGGCUCACAAGGCACAAUUACAGCAUCGGCAACAGAAGCAGUCAGUGCUGCCGCCUCCCUCGCCUCCUGUUCCUGUUGUCGGGUGGGAAAGAUUUCUUCCUGUCAGGUCUCUAAAGGUUCUAUUGGUGGAGAAUGAUGAUUCUACUAGGCACGUGGUCAAUGCCCUACUUCGCAAUUGUAGCUAUGAAGGUUAGUGAUUAUUUCUUGUCUUGCAGGUUCUGCAACUUCUUUUGCGAUGUGGCAAUUAUUUAUUUUUAUUUUUUUGAUCAUGAGGUUCUAUGUGCUGCAGAUCUAUAUGUAUAGUUUCUCCUCAGUGACAUAAUAAACCACAUUCUCGUCUUAUCCUAGGAAGUUCGUCUUUCUCUCUCUCUUUAGCAUAGGCUACUCGGUGUAGCUUGUGAGCCUGAUUGGCUUCGUCAUGCUCACGAUAAGUCUGGGUGACGGCAUUAUAUGCUUAAGAUAGAUGGCUCGUUUUCUAAUAAUUGGACAUAUUGCAUGGGAUGGAAUAUCUAAGUAUGGAGAUGCCAAAUUGAGAACCUUCAGCCUCAACAAGUGCCUUGCCAAGUUUCAAUCUUUUUCUAAUCCUGCUCAUUCUAUGUUUCCAAGAAAACUAGGAUUGAAUUUGUUAUUUUCGAUUGAGCUAAUAGUUCAUGAUUGUUUUAUCUGAUAAUGAUUAUAACUUGGCAAUUGAAUUUAUUGUUCCCAGUUAGCACCGAACUGACUCUAGCUCUCAAUUGCAAAAUCAUUUCAUACACGUGUGAAAAGAAAACGGAUGAAUUUCUCACGUCAUAUAAUUAUACAUUUGUGCAUCAUUUUCUAAUAAACUGAAGUUGUUCUUCGGCUUUCCUGGAUCAAUUGCUACAUGGCUUGCAAUAUGCGUCCGAGUUUUUAGUGUGCUAAGCCAAAACAACCGUAGGUAAGAUGCCAAAACCGACCGUCAUUAACUCAAAAAUAUGAUGCACCAAUAUAUAAACAUAUGGGAUGAUAACUUUCUAGCGUGUGGAUGACAAUAUGCGACUGCGAUAUCAUUUUACUAGCCUGAAAAUACAUGAAGUAGGAGCAAAAGAAGUUACGAAGGCAGAGGCAUAUUUGAUGUUAGGCCUAUGUGGCUGCCCUACGACUUCGAAUUACAUGCUGCCUCUAAUCUAAGGUCUUAUGGGUUUCUAAGUCACAUAUCAUUUGUUCUGUUUUGUAUGUUCCUAUAACAUUUAAAAGUUCUUCUCUCACGUACAUCUUUAUGAGUUGUCUUUUCUGGAUAUGGAUCCCAGCUCAUGCUUCAGUUCCAUCAUCUUCAUUCAGUCCUCAUGUUUUGUUUUGACAUGGCAGUUACUGCUGUUGCAAAUGGCCUGGAAGCUUGGAAAAUAUUGGAAGAUCUUUCCAACCGUAUAGAUAUUGUGCUGACUGAAGUGGUGAUGCCUUUUCUAUCAGGCAUUGGGCUUCUAGACAAGAUUAUGAGCCAUAAAACGUUGAAGAAUAUUCCUGUGAUUAGUGAGAAUUUUUUUUAUGCGCUAGUGUGACAAUCUCUUUCAAAGAUUUGGUCUCCUUUUUCUUUUUAGAGGUUUAUACAUUUAACCACACCGGCUUUUCAUGCAGUGAUGUCAUCUCAUGAUUCUAUGGGUAUAGUCUUUAAGUGUUUGUCAAAGGGUGCAGUUGACUUUUUAGUGAAGCCAAUUCGAAAGAACGAACUCAAAACCCUUUGGCAGCAUGUUUGGAGGAGAUGCCACAGCGUGAGUCUUCUUGUAAUCUCCGUCAUAUGUUAUUUUCACAGAUGGUGGGCUCACUGUUCAUAUAGCUUCUCUUAGUUGGUAAGACAGUAAGGUUUACUUUUACAUUGCUUGUGAUCCUCACUGAAAUAUGCCUUUACAUUGAAAGGGGAAAGAAAUCUGUGGCUUUGCUCAUAAAUUUGAUAAUGGGGCAAUCCUAGCGACAUCAUCUCAACUUUCCUUGUUCACAUAACCUGUUCUUCGACGGUUUCCUGAUUUUUUUAUUUUUUGGCAUUAUCUCUCUCCAUUUUUCAUCUUAUUUCGUUUAAAUAAAUUAUCCCGUACUCCAGUCUAGUGGUAGUGGCAGUGAAAGUGGCGUGCAAACUCAAAAAUCUGUCAAGUCAAAGAGAGUUGAUUCUGAUGACAACAAUGGAAGCAAUGAUGAAGAUGAUGACGCCAGCUUUGACUACAACGACAAGGAUGGCAGUGACAAUGGAAGUGGAACGCAGGUAGCAUAGCUUGAACCUUGACCAAUUUAAAAAUGAAAUUUUGGCCAAUGAAGAUAUGCGUUCAGUAUUUUUUUCAUUGGGGAGCAUGCACACCCAUGCACAUAUUUAUGAUUCUAUUUUAUUCUGGGAGUUUUUAUGUGAGUGUCUUUUUAUUAAAUGAACGUGUCUAUUAUCGUAUGGUUUUAUUUGCCAGGAUGGUCCAUUUUCAUGAGGCAAUUCUUGUUCCUCGCCCUCUUUGGCAUAGGCAUAGAAAAAAUAUAGAAUAAUUAAAUUGUGUUAAUCUGGUUCGUUCUUAAUGUGUUUUUGGUUUCCACUUGGGUUCUUAGAGUGCUGUGGUUGGGGUUUUGGCUUGGGCAUUUUUCUGAAUUUCUAUUUAUUAUUUAAUUCCUUCUAAUUAGAAACAUUUUCGGAUCCUCUGAUGAGAGAGAUUCCUAAUUCAUUUUCUUGUUAAAUAGUUCUGGACUCUUAUGGUUUCUCGUUUUUCCAUCCAAUUUUUACACUAAUCAGUUUUAUUUCCAAGUUGGGAAUAUCCCAACAUCUAAGCACGUCAGCUAGUUUAAAUCAUCUCUAGAAGGUCGUUAUUGUUCCUUUUUAAAGUUCUACGUAUUCCUCACUUCACUAUUGGAAAGGGUCGUAAUUUUGGAAUUGAUUUUGGGGGCGGGGGAUGUUGAGUACAAGACUCUAAUAUGUAGCUAAUGUGAUGUCAAUGGUGGGCUACCAAGUUCCAAUGUGAUAAGAACCCAGAUCAAAGAACUACGAAUAAUUCGUAUUAGAUGAAAGAAAUAACCUCUAGAAUAGAAAUACCAAAGAUAAAGUACAGUAAAAGAACUCAGAACAGAUGGAAGGUCACAUACAACCCUAGAACCCAAAACAGAUAGAGGUUCACAUGCAACCCUCCAACCCUUUCUCGUAGAUGCACGAGAUACUAACACCGAUUUCCCCCCCUUCCUUCCUGAUCCACCCACCCUUAUAUCCUCUCAUUUCCCUCUCUUAUUUAGGCAGUUAGUCUCCUGCCAUAACCGCUCUUUGCCAUAACUGUUCCUUGUCAUAUUGUUCAUUGUCAUAACUGUGCCUUCCCUCAAUCAUGCUAACCAUUAUUGUCUUAUUAGGCUUUGGGCCUUCUUCCUUCUAACAUAUGUGCAAGGAGCCUUAUCACAAUGAUGGGCUAGAGAUAGGGAACCCAAUGCUAGGGUUGGAAGCUAGUAACGUUGGGCAGCGUCCUGCAUUCUCUCUCUCUCUGAAGUCAACCAUUUGAAGCCUUCUAAAUCUACUAAACUCUCUUCCCCUAAUUACCCAUCUCCCGUCUGACGGGAGUUAGGCAAAGAGAACAAAAUGUCACGUGUUGCUUUUUCAUUGGCAGAAAUGAUGAUGAUGAUGAUGAUUGACGAUAUGAUGACCAUUAGCAUCUUCCUAAUGGUGGAUUCUGCACCACAGAGUUUCCUUUUUGAGAAUGGGGGCUAGACAGAAUCCACUGCACAGGAACGCAAGAAGCUGCAUCAUUAAUCGCCUGGCAGAUCAAAAUGUUGUCUUUUUUUAAGAAUUGACCCAUUAUUUAUUUAUUUUUAUUUUCAUCUGCAGAGCUCUUGGACAAAGCGUGCACCUGACAGCCCCCAGGCUACCACUCCAUGGGAUCAGCUAGCUGAGACGCCUGACAGUACUUGUGCACACGUUAUCCAUCAAAAGCCAGAUUACGUCCCUCCCUGUUCUGAGUGCUCUGAAGAAAAGGACCACCGUGGUAUGACAGAAAGGAAUACAACUCACUAAAUCGCUCUAAAGUAUUCCCGUGUUUUCAUUUUUUUCUAAUGUUAAUGCAGAUGAUGACCUCCUAGAAAAGAACUCCGAGAAGAAUUUUCACCAAUCAGAUGGCAUCUUCGGGACACUUGACGGCAGUAAUGCUGUUGGUGAAUUGACCAUUCAGGGGGCUGAUUUAGUCGGCAUAUUUGCUGAAAGCACAGUGGCAACUAUGAGCGUUCAGGCUUCUAAUUCCCUUAAUAGAGUCACAGAGGAAAAUGACAAGAUUAUUGCUAACGAGUCACCAUCCUUUGAGCUAAGCCUGAAGAGGCUAAGAUCUAUUGCAGGGGACGGGAUUGGCUGUAGUGAUGAUCGUUAUGUGCUGCGACGCUCAGAUUUUUCAGCCUUCUCAAGGUGGGGAACCGGGAAUGCAGAUAUUCAUUAUUAUUAUUUUUAUAGAAGUAAUUAAAUGAGUGUGUUUGCAUCUAUGAUUGCGCAGGUAUAACACUUCUACGGCGUCCACUCAGAAGGCAACAAGACAUGGAGGAAAUUCUUCUGCUCGAUGUAAUGUGGGUUCGGAUGUGGUGAAGAGAGGAUCAGACUGCAACAUGAAAUCUAAGACAGCUGCCAUUCGAAUCAGCCAGGGUUGCAAUAGCGGUACCAAGGUCGACGAAGUGGGCCCCACCAAUAAUUUCAUCAGCAAGUCAAAAAUAUUGAAUGAGAAUGAGUCUUCCUCAUUAUCAGUUAACCCCAUUCAGCAGCGAACUGACGCAGCCCAGAAUGAGCUACAAGAGAAAAAUGAUAAUAAGGGGUCGAGCACUAUCAUGGAACGGCCAAGAGGUACUCGCCAAAUUCAAGUGAAGCACCAUCACCACCAGCAUCACUAUGAUAGUCAACAUGAUCAUGUAGCACGGCACCAGCUGGAGCUGCCAUCUGAGCAGGUUGCAGCUGUUCCACCAUGUGGUUCAUCAAACAUGUUCAAUGGGCCAACUGAAACAAAUGUGGGCAAUUACAGUAUAAAUGUGAGCAUUUCGGGCAGUCAACAUGGUAGCAAUGCACAGAAUGGAAGUAGUACGAUGAACCCCGAGAGAACAAACAUGGAAAGUGAGAAUGUUUUGAUCGGAAAAAAAGAGGCAGGAGGCUGCAAUGGCAGUGGAAGUGGGAGUGGCAGCGGUAUGGAUGAAAACCGAUUUGCGCAGAGAGUGGCGGCCCUGACCAAAUUCAGACAGAAGAGAAAUCAGAGAUGCUUCCAAAAGAAGGUAUUUGCCUUUCGAUGAGGAUGAUUAAACUUAUUUCCUCAUGAAGAUAAUUAUGUUAAAUAUUUGCUCCAGGUAAUGAAUGGGCUUCUUAUACACCUUUAGAAACAUAAUUUUUUACUUGGGUUUUUUGCAGACCUAUUCAUGUAUGGAUCGAAUAAUAUCCUGUUUCGGUAGGACCCACCGUUUCAUAGCACCAUAUCCUCUUUUUUUUAAUGAAAGACUUCUUCUUGCCCAAAACUUUUCACGAGUUGAUGAUCUGACCAAACCAGCGCUUCUGGAGAGAGAGAGAGAGAGAGAGAGAGAGGAGAGAGAGAAAGGUAAGAACUGGGGAGUGGAGUCGGCAAAAGUAGAGAAAACAGUGAUUUAGGGAGAGGAGAAAGGUGCAUGGAAGGGAUGAGAGAUAAUGAGAACUAAUAUUGCUCAUGUGAUCCCCAUUCUCCCUUAGUUUCAUUAUUUGAAGGAGACUCUUAGUAAUGAUUGUCCUGACUUGAUUGGAGUUGGAUUUCAUCGCCAUAUUGUCCUGACUAUGCUGCCAUGCACUAAGUGGCCGUUUGUCUUCCAAGCGUGAACUCCACAAGAAGAGUCCUUUUCAAUGGGGGGGGGUAGAAUGAUUGAAGGCAUGAUUUUCACCCGUAUGGUUGGCCCAAAUUCUAGAGAUGAUAUAUUAUCAACACCCUCCAUUAUUAUUAUUUUUACUUAUUUUCUCAAGGGUUUUCUUUCUUUUUAAUUGAUUGAGCAUGAAUUUAUAUGAUCAAUUUUUUAUUUCCCUUUGAAAUUUAUUUUCUAUCAGAUCGAUCCUUCCUUCUUCUGUUUCAUUGUAGUUAUAUCUCACAUGUGGCCCACUAUCAUAGUUGGAAUAUGCUGAUUCAGUCAUUAUUAGAUUAUCCACGUGGAGAGUCAAUCAUUGAGAUGUUGUGACCCCUUGUGAUCUGCUUGGGAAGAGGGGGGGGGGGGAGAUUCUUCUGUCGUGGGCCCUUUCUGUACUUCCCUUUGCUUGAACAUUUCAGGUUCGCUACCAAAGCAGGAAGAAGCUGGCAGAGCAACGGCCACGCCUCCACGGGCAAUUCGCCAAGCAGACGGCACACGAUCAUGCCGAUCCCGAGGCAGGCGAUUAG